Messenger RNA from Paramecium sonneborni, 1832 nucleotides. Lineage: Eukaryota; Ciliophora; Oligohymenophorea; Peniculida; Parameciidae. The record is from the annotation of a GenBank genome assembly.
AUGUAAAAUGAAAAAGAAAAUUAAUACCAAUUAAACAUAUUAACGUUGUUGGGAUGCAACGAACCUGAAUAUAAUUAAUAAGCGAGAAAUAAGUUGAACUCUAAUUAAAUAACCAAUAUAGUUGAAAACUUAGUUAAGCAUUUAAGAAUCCAAUACAAAGCUUUCAUAUAAUAUGAGGAGAUAGAUGAUUAAGUUUUUUUAAUAACAUUUCCAUUAGAAGUGCAUAAUUCUUUAUGUACAUUAUAAUUUGAAAUUAAAUUAAAUUUCCCAGAACUCAAUACAUAGUUUCUAAUAUUCUUGAUAGGCUAAGAUGGAAGGAUUUUGGUUAAAGAAAAAGUAUAUUCUAUUAUUAUAAUUUAAUAGAAUAUUAGAUUAUAAUUAUCCAGAUAUAUGCUUAGAUUGAAUAGUGGGUUUAGAGUUGGAAGUUUUUUCAUUAAUCCUAUACACGGAUAUGUAGGUUUAAAAUUAUAGUGUUAAACUGAGAUUGCAGAUUUGAUUUAUACAGAUUAAAUUAAAUUCGAUGAAUUCAUCAAAUAUGUGGAUAGUUUAAUCACUACAGGACUGCAUUCUUUAAGAUUUCAUUAUAUUAGAAUAUUAAUUUUAAUAAAUCAUAUUAAAAUAACAGAUUUGAAAAUAUUUGAAUAAUAUAUGGAUCAUAAUAGAUAUGCUGAAAAUGAAAAUAAAAUGUGGAGAAAAUUACCACCUGAAAUAAUCAAUAUUUUGUAGAGAAUCAAAAAUACACUUCAAAAGUAUAUGAUUAUAUUAUCUAAGAAAUUUGAAUCAGCAUUUUGAUUAAAAAGAAUAUGAAUCAUAUGGACCAAUUAUAUAAAAAUAAGUACUAACUGAUAGCAAAAUCAUAAAUCAAAUAUAACCUGUAUCUGAAAAUGAAUUAUCAAUUGAUAAAAAUUAAGAAAUAAAUUCAGGAGGAUUUGGUACUAUUUUUGGAAAAGAUAUCUCAUAUAUUAUGGAAAAUGAUAAAGAUUAGAAAAAAAUUAAAAAACAUUUAGCAAUAAAAAUUGACUCAAAAAAAAAUGAAUAAAAAGUUUAAAAAGAAUUAAAAAUUCUUAGUUUUCUAUCAUAAGAACAAAUAUUACAUUAUAAAAAUAGCUAAAGAGUUGAAUUAAAAUAUUUUAAAUUUUCAGGAACAUGUCCAUAUAUAACUUAAUUUUAUAAUGUUUAAGAAAGAACUGAUAUUCUAUUGAUGGAAAGAUAUUACCAUUCAUCAUUGAAUAAUUUUUUAAAAAAACAAGAAGAAUCAAUAAGUCUUUCAACAAAGCUUUUUAUAGCACAUAGUAUAGCAAUGGGAUUAAGAUAUUGUCAUUAUUAUGGGAUUAUUCAUAUGGAUAUAAAACCAUCUAAUAUUCUUAUAUCUAGAUCUUUAUUAGCCAAAAUUACUGAUUUUGGAGAAGCUGUUAAUAAAAAUAUGGAAUAAAAAAAUUACUCUAUAGGACGAACUAUGCCUUAUUGUGCUCCGGAAAUUAUGAGGCCUUUCAAUAUUAAUAAUAUUACACCUGCAUAUGAUAUUUUUUCAUUUGGUGUGAUAUUAUUUGAAUUGAUUUUCGAACGCAAUCCAUUUGUAAAAAUUAAAAACUAUUUAAUAGAAUUUUUAAAAUUAGAAUCAGAAGAUUUUAGAAGAAAAAUACUUAAAAUAGAGCUACACUAUAAAAUAUGAUGAAGAAUAUGAUAAAACAUUAGGGCCUCAAAAAUUGAUGAAAUAUUUAGGGAGAUUAUGUCUAGCUUGUUUACAACCAGACCCAAAAAUUAGACCUAAUAUUGAUAAAAUAAUUCUAAUUUUGAAAGACAGUCUUUCAUACUUAGAUAGAAUGUACUGA